Monopterus albus (swamp eel) is the source of this 2598-nucleotide messenger RNA. It is a transcript of the gene sigirr, whose product is annotated as single immunoglobulin and toll-interleukin 1 receptor (TIR) domain. NCBI's taxonomy places the organism in Eukaryota, Metazoa, Chordata, Actinopteri, Synbranchiformes, Synbranchidae. Gene Ontology annotation, biological process: signal transduction. The record is from RefSeq and is a predicted model, not a curated record.
CCAAUAGCCAAGAGAGUUCUUCCCAGGUGCUGUUGAUCAACGCGAAGGCUGACGUCUGACUAGUUACAUCUACGGCGCUGCACGAUGUAACUAAAUUGUAAUAAACUUACACAUUGUGAAGUAAAUUGACCACCAUCUACUCUUGGAUCAUUUCUCACCCGAGGAGAGAAAACAUGGUUGUGAUUUUAAUCGCUUUCCUCCUGGUGUGCGCGGGCUCAUUGAACAAGACUUUCCUCGCGGCUGCUCAGACUUGUGUGGAUGAGAGCAGGUUUCAGGAACAGGUGAUUCUUGUGGGACAACAGGGGCCUCCAUAUCGGCUCAACUGCCCUCUAGAGUCUGUUCAGUCCCAGAACGCCCCACAAAUCCACCUGUCCUGGCAGAAGGACUGUCAGCAGCUCCACAGUCAGGAGGGAAAGGCCUACCUGGAGUUCACCAACCUCAGCUUGAAAGACCAAGGGAAUUACACCUGUAUGCAACAGGGGAACAGCACCAUCUCAUUCACUGUGCAUCUCAUAGUUAAGGAGCCGCAAUGCUCCAAAGCUCCAGAAUUCAAAUCUAAUGGAGGCCUGACUGAAAUGUGGAGAAGUGUCGGAUCCACAGUGGAAAUGAACUGCUCUGCUCUCCUCUUCUGGGACCCUCACGAGGAGCACUGUGAUACUGCACUGCAGUGGAGUAAAGAUGGCCAGCCUCUUACAAACCUCACACUUUACAUGCAGAAUACCUCCUCAUGGUCUCCUGCUGUUGGUCAGCUGAUGAUAAACAGUUGGUUGGUGAUCACCAUCAGGGACCUGGAAGACUAUGGGCUCUACAGCUGCACAGUGAGGAAUAUUUCAUCUGAUUUCCACUUACAGAACUCAAACAGCCCCAGCCACACAGCUGCUGUUAUUGCAGCCAUUAUACUCCUCCUCUUCCUGGCUAUAGCUGCUGUCGUGUACUCCAGGUGUCAACUCAACAUCAAACUGUGGUACAAGAAUUCUUACGGAGAGUACGAACUCAAUGAUGGGAAAUUAUACGACGCCUACAUAUCUUAUGUGAGCAAUGACUAUGACAGGAAGUUUGUCAAGUUUAUUCUCAAACCUCAUCUGGAAAAGAAAAAUGGAUACAAGGUGCAUCUUAACGACAAUGACAUCUUACCUGGUGGAGAACCGUCUGCAGAACUGCUCAUGAACAUGAGUCGAUCUCGGCGUCUCAUUGUGCUGCUCUCUCAUGCUUACCUGGAGCAGGACUGGUGCUACAAUAACUUCAGACAGGGCCUUCUGCACUUGUUAGAAAUAUGCCAGCAGCCCAUCCUCAUCAUGCUGGAGGGCCAGUCCAAGCUCUUGAGGCCUGAGAUCAAGCGGCAGCUCAGUGAACACCAGCACUGCUUCACCAUACUCACCUGGAGGCAAAACUCUGUGACUCCUUCCUCAGUCUUCUGGAAGCAGCUCAGGUUUGUCUUCCACAGCAAGUCAGCAGGAGAUCCUCAGAUUGCACUGCAAGAUGAUAAGGACCCCAUGCUGACUGUUGACCCUGACUACCUGGACUGUCGCUCAGACACUGACCCUGCUGGAGAUCUGGGGCUUCGUCUCCCUGUGCACAAGACUCUGGCCUGUAAAGCUCCUGUCCUCCCUGCUGCUCCCACCGCAGCAGUUGAGCCCAAACCCUCAGACAUCGACGUGUCGGACCUGGGAUCACGCAACUAUGGAACCCGCUCAGACUUCUACUGCCUGGUCACUGAGGACCUUUGACCCAUACCCCUCCCCCAAAGUCUUGCUCAUCUCUUAAAAUGUCUGCCUACACUUUGUCCAUUUCUCACCAAACACAGCAAAUGUUUAGUAUUUUAUACUGUUGCAUAAAAUGUUUUAUGGGAAAUGUUACAAGAAAUUAUCAGAAAUAUAGUAAUGUGUAUAUUGAGUUUUUCAUUGUCUUCACAUGAUGUGUCUGUUAGGCUCCCAACAGAGGGCAGAGUAGUCAGACAACAUGAAGGAAUUCUGAUUUUUAAGCGGUUUCUCUUCACCUGGCAACUGACGGUACACAGAUGGCUGGGACAGAACGAAUCAGAUUUGAACCUUGAAAACUGAUUUGAACUUUAGUCAUCUGAAACAGCAGGACAUCCAUGACUACACAGGUGGGGUCUGUGUGUACACUGUAAACUGACAACAUCAUACUGCAACAUCACGACAAUCGCACUAAUAAAGCAGAUUAACAAAAAAAGCAGGCUAUUUCUCUACAGUCUCAUCAUGAUCUCUGUCCUCAUGGAAUAAUGAUUACCUGCAGUGAAAUAAGAGCCUAAAUAAGGGCGCAGCAGGGAGCGUAUUGUUCUGGUCUGAGCGGGAGCAAAUGUGUAAACAGGGAGUGGCCGACAUUUUACCACCUUCGUGUCAGUCUGUUGCAGCUACAAGAAACGCUGCAGCACAGAUACAUGAGAAACGUUUAGAAAGUGAUUUAACUUCCAAAUCCGUCUCUUUAUUAAUUGAAAAAUAUACAGAUAAGACAUAUAUACAAGGCAAAAGUAAAAAUUAAAACAGUUUUAAACUCCCAUACAGAACCACAAGGUCACCAUUUAUAUCGCAGAGCAGUAGUCACUGUUCCUGAUUUGUCUUUUUUUUUUUUUUUUUU